AUGGAAAAUAGUGAAACAGAAAGUGCUGGCUCAUCUUAUGCUACCUGGUCUGAAACGGAAAGAAAUUAUGGCGUUUCAACUUCACCACUGUCUUCAUGUAAAACAAAUGUAAAUGCUACAGUACUGAAAAAAAAGUGCAUCUCCCCAAAUACAAAGACAGCUAAAAAAACAGAAGAAAAGCAAAGAGAGCCUCUACUUGGCCCUACGAGUCCCCUGCAAUCAUCAGUAGUAUCAAGAAGGUCAGGGCUUCAAGAUGGUUCCACACAUCAAAUAAAAUCAGUUCAGAGAAGUGAUGGAAUAUCAGAACUAGUCAGCUACAAAUCAAACAGUACAAACAAUUUCUGCCUUAUAUCACCAUCCAAGAGAAACAGACCUGUCAGUGCUCCACCAGGUCAGCUAAGAUGUCAACAGUUUUCUUCUUCCAAAUUCCACUUGGCCCAGAAGGCCUCUGAAGUGCUCCAGAUUUUUAAACGGCAGCCACAGAUACUCAGAGUAACUGCUUAUAAGAAUGGUACAAUAAGUAUUUUUGCUAAAGUUACUGUGCCACUUUCCAUUAAACUGCUGCUGGAGGAGUGCACUGAAAAACUGAAGCUGAAUAUGGCUGCACGGCGAGUCUUCUUGGCAGACGGCACUGAAGCACUGGAUGCUAUAGACAUACCCCAUGAUGCUGACGUUUAUAUUUCAACUGGAGAACCCUUUUCAAAUCCAUUCAAAAAAAUUAAAGACCAUCUGUUGUUAAUGAAGAAUGCAACUUGGACAGUGAAUGGUCUAGUCUUUCCUAGAGGUGUCAAGAGAAGGAAAGCCAAGCCUGUGCUUUCCAAACGCAUGAAAAAACUUACACAGAAGCCCACGAUAAGACUUUUGGUGUUUAAGAACUGCAUGGGGCAGGAUGGUUAUGAAAUACCAACACCCCCAGACCAAAUUGAAGAGUUUUUAGAUAUUUGCACCAUGAAGCUGAACCUUACUUCACCAGCAAAGUACGUGUACAAUGUCCAUGGAGAAAGAAUUGAAGAUCUCAUAAAUGUUCCUCUGCUUGACAAAUGCCUGCAAAAUUCCAUCACACCUUUGCGAGGACCUCUUUGGGUCUCUAAGGGAGAAGGUUUCAGCCCCUCUGGAGCUAAGAUGUAUAUCCAAGGAGUACUAUUGGCCUUGCAUCAGCGAUUAAAGUCUGCAAAAAAUUACUGUGAACAGUUGGAUUCUGCUAUUGAUGGCCAGAAAAAGAAAAUCACAGACAAAAGCAUUCUAUCAAUGAAAAAGGAAGAAUUAUCUUUAGAACAAGAUGAAGUGAACAAGUUGAUUGAUGAAUUGCAGGCAGCCAUCAAGAGCUACAAAGGUCACCUCUCUAUACUUGCCCCUCAGUUACAGGCUGAACAGGAGCAAUGUUCUUCUUAUGUCUACCAACAUAUUAAAGAACUUUCUGCAGAUACAAUACUCUCACGAGGUCUGCAGCUAAAGGUGUAUGAAAAUGGCAAAGAUACUGGGGAGACCCUUGUGUAUAUUAACAGAAAAGAGAUGGAAAACAGUUGUGGGAAUCAACCCAGUGCUAUGCUGGAGAGGGUACAACACAUGAUUCACCAAAGGCUUCAGCAUUCAGCAGCUUUCAAACCUUCAGGCCUCAGUCGUUUUCCUACUCAGCUUUUUGACGAGACUGGACAAGAAAUUAAAAACCCACUUUUAUUGCAGAAUGAGCAAAAAAUUUGGGUUUCUUAUGGUGAAGAUUACAGGUCUCCCUUAAAUCCUGUCCUGAGUUUGGCCUUUGACAGAGUGACUGCAGCUGAAAUGAAUGGCAUCACAGUUAUUUCUAAAACACUUCUGGAUCCCACUGUUGAUUUCCUGCCUGGAUGUGACAAUUGGGAAGCUUGUGCUGGAUUUCCAGACGACUUUCAAUUCACAAACCAUCUGGAAUAUCAGACCUUGGAAACUGUGGACCCAGAUAGCCAUUUUAUACAAUCUAAGACUGAUCCCCAGAUGGUUCUACUCAUGUCAGUUACCGUGGAAAAUAUGAGGAAAGACAUUCCCAGAAGAAAUAACCAUCAAGAUCUAAUAUCAGCCACAGUACGCUGGCCUCUUUUUAAUAUGUGGCUGAUCACAAAGGCUGGAAUGAUUCUAAGUCGAGCUAUGGUACAAAGCAGUCUGGCUGUUGGUCAUCCAAUCAGAGCUGUGAUGCAGGAUGGCAUUCCUCUUGAAGGAUAUAAGUUAAAUAUGCAGAGAAGAGAAAGAAACAAUAUAUAUCAAUACUGGGAGUUUGGAAAUGAUGGCUCUAUCCGUUCUAAGGCUUACCCUGAGUUUGUCCUGACCUACCUAGAGGAGCUAAAUGUAAGAGAAGAGGUGACCCAGACAGAAUACCGUACACACCAUGGGGCCCAGUCUACAGUUCACGAAGAGACAGAUAGCAACUCAACAGAAGAGGUCACUGUAUCAAGCCGGAGGCAGGUUCUACAAAAUAAUGUCUCCAACUGCAAUGAGAAGCAAGUUUCAGGACCUUUGGACGCCCACUUAAUGCCUGAAGGUCCCUUUGGGGAGAAUAGGCAGCUGACAGUGGCACUGGUGAAGAAACUGGAAGAGAAACAUCCUAAGGCCUCAGCUCAAAGAUGGGCCAUUAAACAUGAAGGAACAAGUAAGCCUGGUCAGUGGAAACAGUCAAAAGUGGACAAUCCUUUAUGGAAUAAGUUGACCUAUAUGUGGCCUGUGCUUCCAAAUGGAGAACUAAACCAGGCUUUUGACUGGCCCAUUGAAGGGCUGUUGAUUCCAAACAGUCCUCCUUUAAAGAAACCUGCUGGCAAGAAGUCCGACAGCUACAUGCCUUUGAGACUGAGGGUUUUGAGAAAUGGAGCGCAGGACAAACACAAAGCCGUCUCUGUUCUUGGACCUGACUGCACCUCUGUGUUGAAAAAACAGAAUACUGACCCAGAAAAAGCGCAGAAAGCAAAGAGACCCGCGAAGAUGUACGCUGACACAGAUUCAGAAAAAGAAAUACACCAAACAGAAUUUCAGCACUUUCUGGAACGGUGCACCAUGGUGUUGCAUUUGCCUUUUGCUGCUAGAAGACUGUUCACCGGAAAAGGGGUGGAAAUCUUUCUUUUGAAAGACUUGGAAAGAGAUCAGUUGAUAUAUGUUUCAUGUGGAGAACAGUGGAUUGAUCCCCAAUGGACUAUGGCUCAGCAUAAGAAACGCCUCCAACUUAGUAACUUAGCAUCUGAUAUAACUGCUAUUCGUGCCUACUGUGUCAUGAAGAACACAAAAAAUCUUGCUUUAGAAGUCAAGAAUAUCGUUGUUGGAACCAAACUUUCCGUCGGAAGAACUACAGUGGAAUUUGAAGGGGGGAAAGUUGCUGAACAGCCUGAAGAAAGGCAAGCUGAAGAAAGCACUGAGAAAAUAAAUGAUGACAUAAAUAAAUGUUUGAAUUCACAUGCAAAAUCCCAUCUUAAAGUAGAUGCAUGCUAUAAACCUACAAAAUAUACCUGGCAGCAAAUUUCCUAUGAUUUUGAUGAGGAUUGCAGCUUUCGGAAGGAGAAAGAUGAAGAGUUCUUUGAAGAUGCAGAGUUAUAUAAGAAAUACAGGCAUCAACCUAAACUGACUGGAGAAUUGCAGAAAGCCCAUCAUCAACAGUUUGAAUUUAGAAAUGGGAAGAUUAUCAACUGUAGCUUUCCAAAUCUUGUUUUGGGUGUGGAGAAUUCUGAUCUGCAUUCUGGGACUGAAGUGUUUUUGUUGGAAAAGAAGUGUGACGAUAUCAAUCAACACUGGAUCUGGAGAGAGGAUAGCAGGACAUUUCAUCUUGUGAUUGACCCAAACCUAGUGCUAGCAGUAUCAAUGCCCAACGUACUGAAUGGCUUCCCAAAGGUUCCACUGGAAAUGCAAGGGUGUCCUGUCAUCCUUCAGAAAUACAGAGAAUGUAAAAACGGAGCUGCCAAUCAGAAGUGGAAUUACAUGGAAACUACAAAGGUUCUUAGUGCCUUUUACAGCACAAUACAGGACCAAGAAAUUACAGCUGCAAAUUAUGCUUCUAUUUGCACAUUUUCUGUGGCCAAUACAGAGAAAAUAGACCAACUAGGCUACUAUUUUCUUUCACCAUGCGGAAAGCAGAAGGUAAUUAUAUGCUUGGCUUGUGCAAGGACCAUGAGAGGAAAGAAGGAACUCAAAAAGUUGCUCCCUGGUACUAAGUUUUCCUGUGCCUCUGGUUCUGAGGAAGGCAACCAUUUAUCCAUCUGGCCCUAUAAGUGUGUUGAUGUUAACAAGACUGAUUUAUCUACCUCUGAAGCUGAAUCCACCUUGCAUUAUUUAGAAGACGUUCUAGCAUGUUUGAGGACAGAAACCUCAUUGCAAAUCAUCUCAGAAAAGAUGUCUGCAGCUGUAAACCAGAAAGCAGUGAAAAUAAUUGCAUACAAAAAUGGAGCUGGUUACCAAAAUGGGCAACUAAUCAUCGCUAGUACAUUCCCUAUGCUGCUUUCGUUAUGUACAAGACGACUUGCACUUAACAGGACAGCUUGUAGACUGUACACCAGUGAAGGGGCCUUAAUCCUUACCCUGCAGGAUUUAGUUCUGUGUGCUGUAAAUGAUUAUAUGAGAAAGCAGGAGUCGGAAGAAAGAGAUGAAGGAGCAACUUUUAUUCCCUUCCCUAACGAAAAUGCAUCAGAGUUUCCAAUAAAAGACAAGGAGGCAGAAGAGGAAAUGAACAUCGAGUCUGCAUCAUUGGUGAUUACUCCAGAUAGUCUGAACUUGAUUGAUGAUUUUUUACUGAGCAUCAUUCUUAGAAAUCCGGUUGAGGUCUGGGUUUCUUGCGGAGAACCUUUCUUGCCUUUGGAGACUUUGCAAAAAUCUAAGAGACAAGAACGAGAAAAGUGGUUGGAGAAAGAUAAAAUUCUAGCAGAUCUGGAUGCAAUGAAACACAAAAUGAGACAACUGCAAGGGCGCCGCAUAACACAAUCUAAAGCAGCUACCUUGGUUCCCACUAAGAGUCCACUCCAGCCUGUGGUAGUGGAAGGAGGAUGGAGUGAAGAAACUCAAGAAGAGAUGAAGCUCAUGGAAACUAUACAACACACAGAGAUGCACCUUUCGGAGCUUCAAGCAUUACAAUUCAAAAGAAGUUCUCCAUUUUCUCCUAAACUACUUGCGGAAAGUCACAGAAAUCUCUACAAACAGCCCACCGCCAAAAGAGUGUGGGCUUAUGUGAAUGGAUGUACACCUGAGCAGGGAGCUCAUGCCUGGGGGAAAACAAUUUCAGAGCUACUUGACAGCUGUACAACUCAGCUAAAAAUACCACAGCCUGCAAAGACACUGUACACACCUGAUGGUGACCAGCUGCAAUCAUGGGAUGAAAUAGAAAGAGACAUGAUUGUUUGUGUUUCCACAGGACAUCCCUUUAUGAGCAGAAAAGCCAUGAAGCAUGACGUGGAAGUCAGAGCUCUUUAUGCCAGAAUUCGGAAGCAGCAGGGUCCAGAAUCUACCAACAUUAUUGUCUCACCAUCGGAAAAAGUUAUAGAGAAGGUCAACAUGAAUAGCUCUCUUCUGGCUCUUACAUGCAGAACUCCUCAACAGUCCAGCAACUAGAUGUGGAAUGUCAAAUAUUUACAUAUUCAGAAGAUUUUUGGAGAAUAUUUGACAUCAAAACUUUGAGGAGAAAUUUGGAGAAAAUACA
Messenger RNA from Elgaria multicarinata webbii, 5635 nucleotides. RefSeq names its product doublecortin domain containing 1 (gene DCDC1). Gene Ontology annotation, molecular function: microtubule binding. The coding region runs from base 1 to 5547 and encodes 1848 amino acids. Gene Ontology annotation, biological process: intracellular signal transduction; regulation of mitotic cytokinesis. Lineage: Eukaryota; Metazoa; Chordata; Lepidosauria; Squamata; Anguidae. Gene Ontology annotation, cellular component: midbody. The transcript has 39 exons. The record is from RefSeq and is a predicted model, not a curated record.